CGUCUGCUCCCGAGUAUGACCGCGUCGGCUCGGGGCGGGGCGGYUCCGCGCGCAGGCGCAGUGCUCGCCGCCGCCGCCAUGAACCCCCUGACGAAGGUGAAGCUGAUCAAUGAGCUGAACGCGCGGGAGGCGGAGCUGGGCGUGCAGGAUACGGUGUCGUGGCACGCGGAGUACAAGGACAGCGCUUGGAUCUUUGUGGGCGGACUUCAUUACGAGCUGACGGAGGGAGAUGUCAUCUGCGUAUUUUCGCAGUACGGCGAGGUCGUCAACAUCAACCUCGUGCGGGACAAGAAGACCGGGAAGUCCAAAGGCUUCUGCUUCCUCUGCUAUGAGGACCAGAGAAGCACCAUCCUGGCUGUGGACAAUUUCAAUGGGAUCAAGAUCAAGGGGCGGACCAUCCGUGUGGACCACGUGGCCAACUACCGGCCCCCCAAGGAAUCCGAGGACUGGGAUGAUGUGACCAGAGCCCUCCAUGCUAAGGGCUGCGGGGUCAAAACACCAUCUCACACUUCAUCCGACUCCAUGUCAGAGGAUGACGAUGUGCCCGUGAGAAAGCAGAAAGAGAAACAGCGGAGCAGAGCAGAACGGUCAAAGUCAAGCCCGCAAGCUGAGAAGCGGAUGAGCACAGAGGAACCACAUCCCAGGAUCAAGAUCAAGAAAGAGAAGGAGGACCCUGGGUAUGAGCGCUAUGCUGGUGGGAGCUCUGACAGGAACCCCAGGACCAGAAUGCAGCAGGAUGACGAGCAGCGGCGGCACCAGCGGCACUCGGAGAGGAAAGGGGACAAGAACUGCCAUGAGCAGAGGGGCCAAAGCAGCUCCUGGGAAGAGAGGGAGAAGAGGGAGGAGGCUGGCAGGAGGGGUGAUGGACACAGCAGUCGGCAAGACGUUUCCCCUAGGGGAGGCAGAUCCCGGGAGCUGCAUUCCAGGCACAGGGAGCGGGGCUCAGGCAGAGACUCUGGCCGCUCCUGAGCCCCGGGUGAGCAUUUGGGGCAUGGGAGGCCCUGAGCCUGCCCAAACCUGCUCCAAGCUCCCAGGCUGCCACGGCUGGACCAGUCACCUGGAAGCUUCCCCUUGUCUMUCAUCUCACCCUGGCCAGGGCUCUCUAUGCUGUCUGUGCUGCCAGCCACGACAGGGAUUUGUCCUUCAACUGUAUAAAGAGGUGGAGUCUGGGAGCAGCAGGAUGCUCCCCUUCCCUGAAUCCCUGGGCCAGUGUCCCCUUCUUGCACUGUGGGGAGAAGGUGCUGGGUGUCUUGUUGGGUUUGGACCCUGUGCCCACCUGGCAUCUCCUGGGUUCCAUGAUGGACCCACAGGGCUGUGCCUCUCUGUUGGGGUGACUCAUCAUGGAUUUGUUUAAAGGUUUCUUAAUAAAAAUUCCUGUUAGGGAAAAGUUGGUCCUGGAAGCA
Messenger RNA from Malurus melanocephalus (red-backed fairy wren), 1403 nucleotides. It is a transcript of the gene RBMX2, whose product is annotated as RNA binding motif protein X-linked 2. Lineage: Eukaryota; Metazoa; Chordata; Aves; Passeriformes; Maluridae. Gene Ontology annotation, biological process: mRNA splicing, via spliceosome. The record is from RefSeq and is a predicted model, not a curated record. Gene Ontology annotation, cellular component: precatalytic spliceosome; catalytic step 2 spliceosome; U2 snRNP. Gene Ontology annotation, molecular function: RNA binding. The coding region runs from base 16 to 969 and encodes 317 amino acids. The transcript has 6 exons.